CGCGACGAAGGCUACGGGCUGCUGAUCCUGGAAGGAAAGGACUGGCAGAGGGUAAGAAGUGCCUUUCAAAAGAAAUUAAUGAAACCCAGGGAAGUUGCGAAACUGGAUACUGCGAUCAAUGAGGUACUGUGUGCUUUGAGAAACUCUUUCCCUAUCCCCACUCCCCUGGAAACCUGGGAAAUAAAAGCAGAUCAAAUGAUCCGGUUUGCCUGCAUAGCUGUCGAUUUGCUCUACAGUGGUAUCUGUCUGGUGCUGUAUGGAAAGAGGUUUGGUCUCCUACAGCAGGAUGUAGAAGAAGAAAGUUUGAACUUCAUCAAGGCUGUAAAAACGAUGAUGGCUACUUUUGGAAUGAUGAUGGUGACCCCUGUGGAACUUCACAAGGGUCUGAACACAAAAGUCUGGCAAGCUCACACUAAAGCAUGGGACGAUAUAUUUAAAACAGCCAAGCACUCAAUUGACUGUCGACUGGAAAAACACUCUGCAAACCCCCAGGAGGAUUUCCUGUGUGACAUCUAUUCUGCAGGACAACUUUCCAAGAAGGAGCUGUACGCUGCUAUCGCAGAGCUCCAGAUUGCUGGCGUUGAAACGACGGCCAAUAGUUUACUGUGGGCUUUGUAUAACAUUUCACGCAAUCCACAUGUUCAGCAGAAGCUUUUCCAGGAAAUACAGAGUGUUUUGGCUGUUAAUGAGUGUCCAAGUGCUGAGGACUUGAAGAAUAUGCCCUACCUAAAAGCAUGUCUGAAAGAAUCCAUGAGAUUAACACCAUCGGUGCCAUUUACCACUCGCACCAUCGACACAGAAAUAGUUCUGGGGGAUUAUGUACUGCCCCAAGGGACCGUACUAAUGAUAAAUAGCCAUGCCCUGGGCUGCAAUGAAGAGUACUUUAAUGGCUGGACUCAGUUUAAACCAGAGCGCUGGUUUCAGAAGGACUUAAUAAAUCCUUUUUCUCAUGUUCCAUUUGGCAUUGGGAAGAGGAUGUGCAUCGGGCGCCGUGUAGCAGAGCUACAGCUUCACUUGGCCCUUUGCUGGCUCAUUCGCAAAUACCAAAUUGUAGCAACUGACGACAAACCAGUAGAAACACUCCAUUCAGGAAUACUGAUUCCCAGCCGGGAGCUUCCCAUUGCAUUUCACAGACGAUAA
Messenger RNA from Haliaeetus leucocephalus (bald eagle), 1140 nucleotides. RefSeq names its product 1,25-dihydroxyvitamin D(3) 24-hydroxylase, mitochondrial. Lineage: Eukaryota; Metazoa; Chordata; Aves; Accipitriformes; Accipitridae. The transcript has 9 exons. Gene Ontology annotation, molecular function: oxidoreductase activity, acting on paired donors, with incorporation or reduction of molecular oxygen; monooxygenase activity; iron ion binding. Gene Ontology annotation, cellular component: mitochondrial inner membrane. Gene Ontology annotation, biological process: cortisol metabolic process; glucocorticoid biosynthetic process; C21-steroid hormone biosynthetic process. The record is from RefSeq and is a predicted model, not a curated record. Bases 79 to 1140 code for a protein of 353 amino acids.